AUGUCACAAGAUCCCCGCGAUCCGCGCCUCCAACCAUUCCACCACCUCCAAACCCCCUACAAAACCUUUACGGACAACAACAACACCACCCAACGAAUCCAAACCGACAUCCUCAUCCCAAAGACCAUCCCCCACCCCACCCAGCCCAAACCCCUCCCAAUAAUCAUCUACUUCCACGGCGGAGGCCUAAUCUGCGGCUCCGCCCUCUACCUAGACUGGUUCCCACGCUACCUCCUCGAGCUAGCCCAAAGCACGCCCGCGGUGCUCCUGGCCCCGAACUACCGUCUGCUGCCCGAAGCCACCAUCCACGCGGUCUUCGAGGAUGUCCUCGACUUCUGGGCCUGGGUGCACUCCUCCCCGGCCGUGUCCGCGGCACUCGCCACCGUCCCGUCCCCUCCAACGGCCUCGGGGCGGCUCGCGAUCGACCGCGCCCGGGUCCUGGUGGCUGGCGGAUCCGCCGGCGGGUAUCUGAGUCUGUGUCUGGCGCUGCGGUUCCCGGAGCAGAUCCGCGGCGCGGUGGUGGGGUAUCCUGCGUUUUUGGGGUUGACGUCUUCGUUUUUGGAAGUAUCCGCAGUAGCAGAAGGAGCAGCAGCGGUAGCAGUGUCUUCUUCUCCCUCAGCGGGAGGAGAUGAUGAUGGUAGGAAGGGGAAGAGCGGGCCAAGCAACGGGGAGGGAGUACCACCGGACGCCAACAAUUCUCCCGCUGAAACCGACGACGAGCUAAGAAAAAUGCACCACCUCCUCAACGAAACCCUCGCCCUCGCCGCCCAGCACCGCAGCCCCGUCCGCACCUUCACCGACCUCCCGGACCGCCUCGACCUGAUGAACGCGGCGAUGCGCACGGGCCGCAUCGCCGAGAUGUUCGCGCGCGGCGUCGACGACGACGACGACGACGACGACGACGACGACCCGGCCCACGACCCCGAGCGGAGCCUGCGGUAUCCGAUGGAGAGACUGGAUGAACCCGUCAAAAUCCCGCGGGGCGGGAUCGCGAUCUUGCAUGGGCGGGAGGAUGAGGUCGUGUCUGUGGAGGAUAGUGUGCGGUUCGUGGGCAAAGCGAAGAUGGUUUUGCGGGCUGAGGAUGCGGGGAGGGUGGCGGUUACGGUGAGGGAGGGGGGUCAUGGGUUUGAUUCGGCUGUGGGAUUGGGGGAUGGGUGGUUGUGGGAGAGUUUGAGGGGGGUGGUGGGGGGCUGGUUGGAGUGA
This is a messenger RNA of Aspergillus japonicus CBS 114.51, 1203 nucleotides long. RefSeq names its product alpha/beta hydrolase. Bases 1 to 1203 code for a protein of 400 amino acids. The transcript is spliced from 2 exons. Lineage: Eukaryota; Fungi; Ascomycota; Eurotiomycetes; Eurotiales; Aspergillaceae. The record is from RefSeq and is a predicted model, not a curated record. Gene Ontology annotation, molecular function: hydrolase activity.